AUGUUAAUUCUCCCCCCCCCUCUCUCAGCUCUCGUCCAGGCCGGCCUCCAAAGCACUCUGUUGGGGGUGGGAUUCAGGAAAGCUCCAGGCAUCUCCAUCCUGGGGUUCACGGCCUGCUGUCACCUGGCAUGCUCUCUCACAAAGGCGGGAGUGAGUGUUCCUGGGAUAAGGAGAGGCUGGUGUCGCCCCUGUCUGGAGGUGGUGGGGUGGGCAGAAUAGGGAUGGGGGGACAACAGAGUCUUAACAACCAGGUGAACUCACUACAGAAACACCUACUGGCCAACCGUCUCCAGGACCUCCCCUUCGUGAUGAUGACCCACCCCUUACUUCCUGUCCGGGUGCCCCCGGCGUCGGUUGCCAUGGCGAUGUCUCAGAUGAACCACCUCAACACCAUCGCUAACAUGGCGGCCGCCGCGCAGAUGCACACAUACACACACCAGGCCCCCAUCGUCAAGGAGCGUGUGUGUGACAGUCCAUCCCCAUCUCCUUCUGUCGACGACAUACACACACCUCUCUUGUCCCAGCAGUCCUCACAGCCCAGCUCUACAGCAUCCAGCUCACCAGACCGUCUAACACUCGAUAGAGAUGUUACUGAAAGACAAAUAUUAGUGAAUAAAAUAGAAAGAGUGAAAGAAGACUCUUCAUUGGCUCUCCCCAUGUCGAAGCCUUCAUCUGAUAGGCUGUCACCAGCCCAGGCCCUGCCCCCUGGCUUCCCUGCUCCCUUCCUGUUUGCUGAUGGAGUUUCCUCUGUUGAGACUCUACUCACCAACAUACAGGGCCUUCUGAAGGUGGCUGUAGAGAAUGCCCGUGUCCAGGACACUCAGAUCCAGGCAGAGAAGAGAGGACUGAAGAUGGAGCUGUACCGAGAGAGAGAGAUGAGAGAGAGUCUGGAGAGACAACUCACCUCUGAGUUACAGAGUAACGCUCCAUUCAGAAGCGCUUAAAGAAAAGAGAAGAAAGCCAAGAGGAAGCUUCAGGAAGCAUUGGAGUUUGAGUCCAAACGGAGGGAGACGUUGGAGCAUUCUCUCAAACACUCCCUCCUCCUUGUUUUCCUCUCCUCCCGACACCAUCCGCAACGAUAUAGUUGUACCUGAAGAUUAACCAGAACUGAGUGGAAACCAGGACAAGACACUCCGAUUGGUCAAGAUCCAACCUUCAGUUCUGAUGACCUCACCCCGACCCCGUCACGGGAAAACACCAGCCCGUUGUCACGACGACCUAGACAGUGGACCUCCUGGAAAGCCCCCUUUCUCAUCCCCGAUGACUGAUGAUCGUAUGGCCUCAGAAAUAAACGGAUGAGCCAAUUAGAGGAGAGUUAAAAAAUAUAUAUAUAUUUUGGAUCAGAGCGACAUCAGUGUUCUGUUCGUUCCUUCUGAAACUUGGACUGAUGGGAAGAAUGUUGUUGUUUAAUCACUUCAACUUUACAUCUGUCUAUUUCUAUCUCUCUCUCUCUCGCCCUUCCCCUCCAGAAGUGUUUUGUGGGGAAAUAUUGAUUUAUGUCCUUACAUUAGUCCACCAUUCUGUUCCUGACCCCCCCCCCCCCCGAACUCUAACCCCUUGACCUAUUAGAGGACUGUUGUGUUGCUGUUUUGUUUUGUUCGUUUACCUAUAAAUUGUAUCACGGUCGAGAGACUGAAUUGAGGACGAUGAAGAAAAAGCCGUGUGGAUAACUAGCAGUCGGCUCCGUCCCAAACAGAAGCCUUUCCGUCUCUACUUUGGUUUGUUAUGGUGAGAGAAUCGGCUCGCCGGUCACGGAGAAAAGGGUCCUUCUACUUGUAAAUAGUGUUUGUGACUAGUAGGGAUUGGGAUGCCAUUUGAGACUCUUUGACUGUAUGGAGUUUGAGACCUGACAACAAAUACAUUAUUAUAAUACCAGA
Molecule: messenger RNA, 1877 nt
Organism: Oncorhynchus kisutch (coho salmon)
Lineage: Eukaryota; Metazoa; Chordata; Actinopteri; Salmoniformes; Salmonidae
Product: dachshund homolog 2
Exons: 9
Coding region: 129-944 (271 amino acids)
Biological process (GO): regulation of transcription by RNA polymerase II
Cellular component (GO): nucleus; transcription regulator complex
Molecular function (GO): DNA-binding transcription factor activity, RNA polymerase II-specific; RNA polymerase II cis-regulatory region sequence-specific DNA binding
Source: RefSeq, a predicted model, not a curated record